This is a messenger RNA of Coccomyxa subellipsoidea C-169, 1653 nucleotides long. Its product is annotated as GBP-domain-containing protein. NCBI's taxonomy places the organism in Eukaryota, Viridiplantae, Chlorophyta, Trebouxiophyceae, Coccomyxaceae. Gene Ontology annotation, molecular function: GTP binding; GTPase activity. The transcript has 11 exons. The record is from RefSeq and is a predicted model, not a curated record. Bases 1 to 1653 code for a protein of 550 amino acids.
AUGAAGAGGGCCGGCAGCGCGUUCGCCCUGGUACAGCCCAUACAAGAUGCCACAAAGCUGAGCUUGGAGGAGGGUGGAUUGGAGGUGUUGCGUCGAAUCAAAGGGCCUGUUGCACCCGUCGUGGUGAUCGGCCCGUACAGGAGUGGAAAGUCCUUCCUGUUGAACCAGCUGCUUGGAGUUGGCUGUGAUGAGGGCUUUGGAGUGGGCCACACGCGGAGCACGCAGACCAAGGGCGUCUGGGUGUGGGGCGAGCCGCAGCUGGCAGCAGGUUCACAGCCCAGCACAGAGGCUGUACCAGCGAUAGUGUACGUGGACACAGAGGGGUUCGAGAGCACGGGCAAAUCGGAUGUGUACGACGAUCGCAUAUUUGCGCUGAGCACCAUCAUCAGCUCGCUGCUGGUUUACAAUCUGCCGGAGACCGUGCGCGAAAGCGACGUGGAGAAGCUCAGCUUCGCGGUGCAGCUGGCCGAGGGCUUCUACGCCUCCUCCCAGGCAAGCGCCGCAUCCACUUGUUAUGACGGUGUGCUAUUCUGUAAGGGGGCGGGCAGGGCGCCGGUGGAUGCGCCCAACAUGCUGUGGCUCAUCCAGCGAGACUUCUUGGAGGGCAAGAGCGUGCAGCAGAGCGUCAUUGAGGCCCUCGCGCGCGUGAACAAAAUCCGAGAGAGCUUGGGUGUGGUGGUGCGCAACAGCACGGCGUACGGUCUGCAGCAGCCGCACCUGGAGCGCACGCGCCUGUGCCAGCUAAGCGACGCUGACCUCGACCCGGUCUACGUGCGCCAGCGCUCCGGUCUGCGCGACCUCGUGCGCCAGCUCGCCAAGCCCAAGCUGCUUAACGGCGAGGUGAUGACGGGGCCGGGCCUGGCCAAGCUGGUGGAGACGAUGGUGGGCGCGCUCAACUCGCGCGAUAUCCCCACCGCCGGCUCUAUCCUGGAGCACUUCAAUGCCGACCUGGUGCAGAAGGUAAAGGAAGCGUACAUCCAGGCGUUGGAGUCCCUGGGGCUGCCGGUUCAGGAGGAGGACUUGGAGCGCGUGCACAAGGCGGCGCUUGACGCCGCGCUCCAGUCGUUUGACUCGGCCAGCUUUGGCGUGCCGGGCAGCUCCGAGCUGGAGGUGUUGAGGGAUGCGCUGGUGGCUGGGUGCGCGCGCGAGUGGGAGGCGCGGCGGACGGCCAACAUGCUGCGCAGUGCGCACGUGUGCGAGGCGGCCGAGGAGGCCUGCGAGUCUGUCCUGGAGCACGAGCAGUCCGGAGCUCUGCCCUCCACUGGGAGGUUCCAGGCGAAGUUCGACAGGUGCAAGGCGGAAUUUGAGGCGGCCUGCAUCGGCCCGGCAAACAAAGCAGCCGGGGAGCGGCUGGCGCGGGCGCAGCGGCGGGAGAGCGCGCGGUUCGUGCGUGACUACAACGACCGCAUCUUCAACGGCCUCGUUAUUGCCUGCCUGGCCGACAUCCUGGUCUUCCGCUUUCUCGUCCGGGUGUCCCUCAUGGAGACUGUCGGCUGGGUUGCGUUUGCUUUCCUGCAGGUGUAUCCAAAGAUGUUUCUGAGCGGAGGGUCAAUGUAUGAGACGUCAUGGUGGGGUGGGCUGGUGAAAGUCUGGGAGGUGAUUGUGUACAAUUCGGUGAUGGAUUUGCAGCAGUGCUGGCAGGACGUGGGUUGA